UCUGCUCAGAUAAUUAUUUUUUAUUAAAUCUUCGUCAACUUUGUCGAUUGCAUAAAUUUUGGAUGUUACGAGUUCCUAAAUGCGAGUUCCCGAAGAACAUAAUGAGGACAUAGGCUUAUAUCUUGGGUUCCCACCAAGAAGGUUGACUUCAACAACACUGCUUCCAGACCUGAUCAUUUUUAAACAGAGGCUUACCGCAUGAUCACUCGGCAUGAGAUGGCAGACAUGUAUGUGAACGUGAACCGUAACCGGUUCACUCAUUUGUCGGUCCACGACGACGACCCUACUUCUACCUUCCGCCGAGCCUUCUUCGCUCAUACCGGUACUGUUGCUGCUGAACUUCGUUGCGACGUUGCAGUCUACUCGAGUACGGUACAGUUUAGUCUGGUGCACUACGGUAUCAUUCAUCCUUUGGACCGUCGCUAUUCGAGUAUCAACCCAAGAGAUUGCAUCUUUUGAAGAAGUACCGUAGUCAGCUAUCUAGCUAGAUUUCAUUUGAGAAUUUCUUGAGAAAAUGGCGCACGACGACAACUUUCCCAAAGUCCGGUUCAAUGGGUGUUUGGGUGGCCUACGGUUGACGCCGGAAGAGAUUGUCUUUCAAGAUGAGAGCGGCGAUGUGACGCUAUCCUGGGAACUGGAUACUCUCAAAGACCAAGUCAUGAAGCCCGUCACUUCCUCAGUCGAUCUUUCCUUUGACAUGGAAGGUAUUAUGGAACGUGUCUCGUUUCAAAUGUCCUCCUUUGCGGAAAUUGCACGCUUUCGCAGCUCCAUUGCCAAAAAGCGCAAGAUUCUCAAAUCAUCGCAGUCAUCAUCAUCCCAGCAGUCAUCGUCCGAUUGGUGCAAGACAUCUCCAUCGUCGACCUUUUCGUUGGAUCGUUCCAUCUCUUCCGCCGUGACCUUUCACAACGCCGCUGAAGACAAUUUGGGGGUGAGCUUUCACAGCGAGUACAAUACCACUCCUCCCAUUCUGGAGCAACCAUCCAAACGAAGAUCUGUCAUUUCGCCCACCAACGCCAUGGUCCGAGAAUCCUCUCUCGUCAUGGCGGCCAAAGAACCUUCCAUACCGCUGGCGUCUCAUCAUACAGCCAGCAAAUACACGGACUCGUCGGAUUGUGAAGAGGAGGAUUCCGACGACACGACAACCGAAGAAUCCAACAAAAAACCAAGCCAACAAUCAUCAGGAGACAUGGACGGAUCGGGCACCAGCCACAGCACUACAGCGGCCGAUAAAGCCAUUCGCGAUUCUCCUCAUGCCAAACGAAGAGCGACCGUAGAACCCAACACGCUCUUGAUGAGUCGACAUCGCUUGAGUACUGUUACUGUAGACUCGGCGCGUGCCCGCAAGGAAAACGAAAAGAUGCGAGCAAGCAACAAUACAAAGGAAGACUACGAACGCCGUCGAGAGCAAAAGAUCAAGGAAAAUGCCGUGCCCAGCAAUACUGCAUGUGCGACGGCAAUUACGACGAAGGAUCUAGAUGAAUUUGAGAAGCGACGAGAACAAAAGAUCAAGGAAAACGCGGUUCCCAAAGUUGCUUCAGUCGCUGCGUCUUCGGCUGAACGGCGACGAGACGAAAAGAUGCGGGACAGUUCGACUAGUAGUAGAAAUGGUAUGAGAAGGACCAGCACGCUCGAACUGCACGAAGACUACCGGGAAAGACGACGAGAACAGAAGAUGAACGAAAAUGCGGUUCCCAAAGCAGCUGCAGUCGCUGAACGCCGAGACGACAAGAUGCGGGACAGUUCAAGUAGUAGUAGAAAUGGAAUGAGAAGGACCAGCACGCUCGAACUGCACGAAGACUACAGAGAGAGACGACGAGAGCAAAAACUCCGAGACAGCAGCAACAACAACAACUACGCCAAGAAAGAUUCGGAUGUCACCACUGCGGACAGUAGUAGCGAACGAGAUGGCGAUGACAAUCCUCAUAAUGGAUGCAAUCGCGGCGACAUGGACAGAUCCUCGUCGGCCACGGUGGACGUUCCAUCGGCCAGAAGAUCAGCGACGAGUCCUGCCGAGGAAAACGUGGCGACCAACAAGAAGCGAAUUUCCUUUGCACCAAACGAAGAUCCCCUCUUGGCGCUCAAGAGAAGCAGGGCCAGCACAGAACAAGAAGUCUUGACAAUCAAAGAGAGUCUUCGGGGAGGAAAGAUGGAACGGGUCACUAUUCAGACAGCAUCCUGCAAGACAUCCAUGGCUACAAUGGAGACUGGUGGAUCCAUGAUUUCUGAGGCCGGAGCGCUACGAGUGAAUGGUAUUUCCCGAACACAGUCCCAGCAAAGCCAUAAGAGCGAAAAGAGUGGUGAAUUGUCACUGGACGAUCCUACAGAGACUACUUUGCCCGAGUCCAGUGCUGUCGGCAGAAACUCCCCUCCAACAAUGAUGCAGGACACACUGGUGGAAGCUACCCUCGUCGAAGAAGGGGCUUCUGGGUUCUUCACCCAGCAGAUUCGCGAUUCUGUGAUUGCUUCGCCCGUGGAUGUAGUCAACGAAGACUCGAGGCGAAGAAAACUGCACAUGUUUGCUGGUUUCGUCUGCUGCUGCUCCAUUAUUAUCGUUAUCAUUGCAUUGGUUGUGUCCUUUACGGUCGGUGGCAAAGGUGAUGUCGUAGUCAUGAUUGGUGAAGACGAGGGCAUGUCGUCGGAAGAAAUGUUUGCCCUCUUUGAAGAAAGGCUCCAAGAUAUGGUCUACGAUGCCUCCAGCCUGGAAGAUGCUGAUAGCCCCCAAAGCAAAGCGUUGCACUGGCUUGCUUUUGAAGAUCUUGGAGCAAGAGAACUGAUCACGGACGAGAUGGAUGAACGACUGCAUCAGAGAUUUCUGUUGGCCGUGUUUUACUUUACCAUGACACAAGAGAAGAAGUUGAUGCACUGCCAGCCUCCAGAAACUGGAGAAACGUCAACGUGUAUUCAUCCUGUCCUUGAAUCAUACUCGAGCGAAGGAAUCUACUUUGACCAACGAAUGUCCGAACCAGCUUUUCGUUGGCUCUCAGAAGUGGAAGAGUGCAGAUGGGCGGGUGUCAAAUGCACGGAUGGGGUUCAUGUGUCCAAGCUCCAGCUGCCUGGCUACGAAUUGCAGAGUACGUUGCCCAUUGAAAUUGGAUACAUGGCCAAUCUCGAAGUGUUGGACCUGCAGCACAACCAAAUCCACGGAGAGCUUCCCGCCGAGUGGGGCGAGUUGGCAGCGACUGGAGGCCCUGUCUUGAAAACCAUUCGCUUGGAUCGAAACGAAAUUACGGGCAAGAUUCCUGAGCAAUGGUGUAAAAUCAACACUGCCAACCUUCAGGACUUGGUGCUCUCCAACAAUCUAUUGACCGGGGCCCUCCCCAGCUGUGUCGGCGACUUUGUGUCUCUCGAGAACUUUUCCGUCAUGCACAACUCCUUGUCAGGUGAAUUGCCAAACUCUCUGUCCAAUCUCUCCAACCUCCAAAGGCUUCACCUGGCAGGUAAUAACUUUCGCGGCGCAGUCCCCGAGGAGUUUUGUGACACGAAAGAAGGCAUGGAAUUGUUCCAUGCUUCUGCGGAUUGCGACGGUCUCUCUGAGUCGAAUUACGUCGAAUGCUCUUGCUGUACAACGUGCUGCGAAGCUGAUGGCGACAAGGAAUCCUGCGACCAGAGAUUGGCCGAAUCCAUGAAUGGAGGAAGCAGUUUCAAGAGCGAGUACAAGGCAUCUGGCUUUGCACCAGACCGAGUGCCAUGAGGAUGGAUGCUACCUCAUGGUAAGGCGGGCUUAUCAUGCCUUGCACCACCAAGAAACCAAAAUGCUGCUUUUGGCUAUGUCGAUAAGCUAUUCAGACGUGCAAGACUGCUCUCAUUUGUAAUCUAAAUUUUCACGAUUUAUUUC
Seminavis robusta is the source of this 3835-nucleotide messenger RNA. The record is from the annotation of a GenBank genome assembly. Lineage: Eukaryota; Bacillariophyta; Bacillariophyceae; Naviculales; Naviculaceae.